Molecule: messenger RNA, 452 nt
Organism: Acomys russatus (golden spiny mouse)
Lineage: Eukaryota; Metazoa; Chordata; Mammalia; Rodentia; Muridae
Product: protein S100-A14
Exons: 4
Coding region: 108-422 (104 amino acids)
Biological process (GO): positive regulation of monocyte chemotaxis; toll-like receptor 4 signaling pathway; response to lipopolysaccharide
Cellular component (GO): perinuclear region of cytoplasm
Molecular function (GO): chemokine receptor binding
Source: RefSeq, a predicted model, not a curated record
CCGAAGCUGCCAGCAGGCAGAUCAUGAUCCAUCAGCUCCGGUGGGGCAGGCUGUAGGACAGACAACCAAAGUCACCCACGGAAGGAGCGGCCAGUGUACCAGGCACCAUGGGACAGUGUCGGUCAGCCAAUGCUGAGGAUGCCCAAGAAUUCAGUGAUGUGGAGAGGGCCAUUGAGACGCUCAUCAAGAACUUCCAUCAGUACUCUGUGGAGGGUAGAAAGGAAACGCUGACCCCCGCUGAACUGCGGGACCUGGUCACCCAGCAGCUGCCACACCUCAUGCCGAGCAACUGUGGGCUAGAAGAGAAAAUUGCCAACCUGGGCAACUGUAAUGACUCGAAGCUGGAGUUUGGAAGCUUCUGGGAGCUGAUCGGAGAAGCAGCCAAGAGUGUGAAGAUGGAGAGCCCUGUUACUCGGAGCUGAGGGACCUCUUCUUGGAAUUUGGUGGGGGUG